Molecule: messenger RNA, 4656 nt
Organism: Capra hircus (goat)
Lineage: Eukaryota; Metazoa; Chordata; Mammalia; Artiodactyla; Bovidae
Gene: SPRED2
Product: sprouty related EVH1 domain containing 2
Exons: 7
Coding region: 729-1982 (417 amino acids)
Biological process (GO): multicellular organism development; negative regulation of MAPK cascade
Cellular component (GO): membrane
Molecular function (GO): protein kinase binding
Source: RefSeq, a predicted model, not a curated record
CUAAUGAUACCCGCUCCCUCCCGGGUCGGAAGUGCCCUCCGAGCGCCGGUCAUUGAGAAAUACCGAAGGGGCAGGAUGAGGGAAGCUUUUUGCACUCCACCACCUCUGGCCGCUGGGAAGACGUCAUCGCUUCCGCCCUACUUCCUCCUCCUGUUGGCGGUGGUGAGAAUCCAAUAUGGAGUAAAUCGGUAGAGUCGAGAGAUGGGGCUCGGACUGGGCGCCCUGCACCGCCUUCCGGGCGCACCUCCCCUGGCCGCCGAGCGCUCCCCGGAACCGUGAUUGGCCCGGCCCCCCGGGGGCAACCCCGGGCCGAGCCCCCGCCCGCGGCCGGCCCUCUUCCCCUGCUCUCGGCAGUCCCCGCCGCUCCACCGCGCGCUUGUUUUUCUCCUCCUCUCCCCUACCGCCGUCCCCUGCCCAAAUCUCUCCGCUCCGCCCGCUCCCGAGCCCUCGGAGCCCCCGCCCGCUUUUGCCCCUCGGCCCUGCGGCGCUCACUCCCCGCGAAGCUUGCCUGUGCACCCCUUCUCCAGACCUCACCCCACGCUCCGGUCGCCCUGCUUCCCUUUCUGCCUUCUGCGGCGCCCCCUUCAUCUCUAGCAGCUCCCCCCAACCAAAUCAGGCGAUCUCCGGAGAUGUGAAGAAGGGGGCGGGGGGGGGGUAGGAUGAGCGGACAGGAAGAUGAAGGGAGCAAAGCUGCCCGCCGCGGGACAGGCGUCUAGGUGAACAGGAAAAUGACCGAAGAAACACACCCGGACGAUGACAGCUAUAUUGUGCGUGUCAAGGCUGUGGUUAUGACCAGAGAUGACUCCAGCGGGGGAUGGUUCCCACAGGAAGGAGGCGGGAUCAGUCGCGUGGGGGUCUGUAAGGUCAUGCACCCCGAAGGCAAUGGACGAAGCGGCUUUCUCAUCCAUGGUGAACGGCAGAAAGACAAACUGGUGGUAUUGGAAUGCUAUGUGAGAAAGGACUUGGUCUACACCAAAGCCAACCCAACCUUUCAUCACUGGAAGGUCGACAAUAGGAGGUUUGGACUGACUUUCCAAAGCCCUGCUGACGCUCGAGCCUUUGACAGGGGAGUGAGGAAAGCAAUCGAAGACCUAAUAGAAGGCUCAACAACAUCAUCUUCCACCAUCCACAAUGAGGCUGAGCUUGGUGAUGAUGACGUUUUUACAACAGCUACAGACAGUUCUUCUAAUUCGUCUCAGAAGAGGGAACAACCUCCUCGCACAAUCUCCUCCCCCACAUCCUGUGAGCACCGGAAGGUUUAUACCCUGGGUCACCUCCACGACCCAUACCCCACGGACCACUAUCACCUCGAGCAGCCGAUGCCAAGGCCCUUCCGCCAGGUGAGCUUCCCGGACGACGACGAGGAGAUCGUGCGCAUCAACCCCCGGGAGAAGAUCUGGAUGACCGGCUACGAGGAUUACCGGCACGCCCCUGUGAGGGGCAAAUACCUGGACCACACGGAGGACGCGGACUCCUACGUGCGCUUCGCCAAGGGCGAGGUGCCCAAGCACGAUUACAACUACCCUUACGUGGACUCGUCAGACUUUGGCCUCGGCGAGGACCCCAAAGGGCGUGGGGGCAGCGUGAUCAAGACCCAGCCCUCCCGGGGCAAGUCCCGGAGGCGGAAAGAGGACGGGGAGCGCUCCCGGUGCGAGUACUGCCGGGACAUGUUCAACCACGAGGAGAACCGGAGGGGCCACUGUCAGGACGCCCCCGACUCCGUGAGAACUUGCAUCCGCCGGGUGAGCUGUAUGUGGUGUGCAGACAGCAUGCUCUAUCACUGUAUGUCGGACCCCGAGGGGGACUAUACAGACCCGUGCUCGUGCGAUACCAGCGACGAGAAGUUUUGCCUCCGGUGGAUGGCUCUUAUUGCCUUGUCUUUCCUGGCCCCCUGUAUGUGCUGUUACCUGCCUCUGCGAGCCUGCUACCACUGCGGAGUGAUGUGCAGGUGCUGCGGGGGGAAGCACAAAGCAGCCGUGUGACUCGGUUUCCCUCCCAACCCCCUCCCGUCCACAGCCCCAAGGGGACUCGUCUUCUACAUCCUCUCAUCUCUCCCCCCGCUCGCGGGUACCCAAGGCGCCUUUCCAGCCUGGGGAGCCCGCCUGGUGGACUCUGCACCCCCGCCGCCCACUCUGCAUCAGCCACACCCAGGCACGCGCGCACAGUGUUCUAAGGAAAGGACCCUCUGCCUAGACGCUCCUGUAUUAUUAACAAUCUGUAAUCAAGCUAACUAUCUCAUACAGGUGUUGAUUUCAUGUCCUUCCUGCCCACCUCGUCCAGUUUCAAGGCGCCUGCAGCAGGAACUGCUGAUUUUUUUGGUGGGGUUUGUCAUGUUUUUUUUUUUUUCCGAGAGCUCCAAAGGCCAUCUUCCUCUUGGUUCUAGCUUGCCUAUUGCUAACGAGCUUGCUUCCUCAGGUUCCUGUGGUAAUGGAUUGUCAGAAUGGUGAAACCCUACCAGAUGUAUUUUCGAACCUGCAGUCAGUUACUAUGUAUAGGAGGUGAUCUAGUUAACAAAAUUCUACCACAAAACCAGAUCGCUUUAACGUUUCUAAAGCCAAACUUCCCAUGUAAGCUGCGGUUUCUGUCUAGAGCCCAUCAUCUUGUCUCUCUCAACCAACACCCCCAAAAUCUGUCAGUUACUCACUGAUGCAAAACAUUCACUCCUAAAAUGACUGAGAAUUGAGCCUUAACUUCAGAUUAACUUGUGAGAAUCAGGAAAAUCCUUUAAACUGCAUUGUAUCCUCUCAGACCAGGGCUAGAAAGGGGAUUUCAGGUUUCUCUGAGCCUCCCCACUGACCCUAAAGUAGAUCUUUUUAAAAUUAUGUCACCACCACUUGUAAAAAUUUAGCAAUACCAGAAGAAAACGCUAAUGAAGUAAGAAAUUUUGCUCAUUGUUUUGCAAACCAAAUAGUCUCUUUCAGACAAACCAGUGUUCUCCUGAACAUUGUCCGGUUAAGAAACACUAAGGUUGUGGUAAGUAAAACUUUAAAGGAGCUUUCUUUCCCCCCAGUGGCUAUUUUCUAUUAACUGGGGGAGAUUUUAAAUGUCAUCAAUUUGAAGAGUGGUGAGUUGCAUUCUGUUCAUGGGUUUGUCAUUUUGUUUUCAUUUUGGACUCAAAAAAAACAUUUCACAUCACUAAAUUCUUCAUUUAUACUUGGGAAAAAACAAGGCCAUAUAUAAAAAACCCUUCCAAUGCCUAAGUGUCUUUCUCCUGCAACCCCAAACCCAGACUUGCCACUUUGAGUGCAUGGAUGGUUAGUUCAGCAGUCUGGGUCACCUGUCGCCUUGCCACGUAGGAGGCUUCUAAUCAGCUGGAAAAGAGUAUUUUUCUAAUAUAUUGCAAGGAAUAGCCAAAUCUUACUGCAGAAAGGGAAAAAAAAAAAAGUGAAGAAUGGUUACUUAUACCUCGCAUUGUACAAUCAGAGCACCGUGGAGAGCACAGGGGACAGGCUUGUUUGCACCGGCUGUCCUUCCCGCCGUGAUCUUCCUGUGGCUGCUGCCAGCUGAGUGCACAGCCUCGUUCCUCUCUCCCCACUCCCCGCCCCCUCAACCAUCCCUCCUCUACAGCACACAGGACAUCAGUCUCCAAGGAAAGGGACUUUUUUCCCAGUCUGCCAAUCAUACUGGGAAAGUGCUGGCCACGCUUACCUUCAUGGGAACGUUCUCAGCUUACCUGAGAGUGCUUUGCAUUUCUUCCUCAGAUCAUCCCUGUAAAUACCCAGUGUGCUUACGAGUUUGUUUGGUAGGUGUUUUUGUUUGUUGGAGUGACUGAUUUGGGUCUUCCGGUCUGGGAAAGGAGCAGAGGUCUAUUAAUCUGGUGGUGCAAGACAAGAACCACUUCCCAACCUGGAGAGCAUCUAGAAAACCUUCAGCCAGCCUCCAAAUGCUGUUGAGAGACCAUCUUCUCCCCCACCCCAACCCCCAUCCUGAGGCAUCUCCUCAGGGUCUUCUCAAGGUCUCCUCUCUACGAAGCACAACACUAAUGUAUGUUCUGUUAGACCUCAGUUCACGUGUCCCUAUUUAUUUCAAUAAGAACACACCUAUUCCGGCCGCUUCUUGUUUGCCAUGUCUGUCUAGCCAUCAUCUGUUUCUAUCUUCCUUCACCCCUCGUCCUUUUCCACCCCUUUGAAGAGUUAAUGCUGGUGAAUCUUAGGCCGCGUAUCCUUUUUGGUUUGUGAAGAAGGCAGCGGUUAAGGGCACAAGGACAGCCGUGGGGACAUUUUAUGUAAAUACGUCUCUCGAGUUGCCGCACUGCAGCCAAACAGUGUGUAGUAUUUUCCCAGUCAGCUUUGCCAUACUUAACGUCAAUCAUCUGAGAGAAAUUAUUCAGAUUUUAUUUUUGUAUCUGUGGUAACAAAACAUUAACCAAAAGAUUUUCUGUUUGGAAGCUUCCCCUGACCCCAACUACGAAGCUAUUUGCUCACAUUAACAAAUUAAAGUGCCUGAAGCAUAAUUCAUUCUUUACCUGUAUACUAAAAACCCCGUUGUAUUGAUUUUUUUAUAAUAAGCCUUUUUACCUCUGUGUAAAAAAAUAUAUAUACAAGUGUAUGAUGUACAUUUUAGUUCUUAACUUUUUUUUAUGGUUUCUAAUAUGUAUGACCAAUGUAGCCAUUGCUUUAAAAUGUACCAUGUAAAUAUAAACACAUCCUAUCAGAU